UAAAAGUUUUGCUCGGGAUGAGAUUUUGUUCAAUGUUCAUCAUUCAAGUCUUCUGCGCGGGUGGUGGCAGAAUCCGACUGAGCUUUCGAAGAGCACAUGACCCGGUUUGGAUUUUCAUGACUUUGUGGAACUCAUAAGUUGGGAGGGGAGGGGGGGGGCAGAAACGCCCCUCAAAAGGUGACUUUAAGGUUCUACCUGUUCGACCUGUGGCCGGACGGCUCGUGGCUGUCAUGGCCGCGGCGGAAGCCAACACCGCGCGAGGCUUCGCCAAGCGGCCGCGACGCGUUCUCGGCCUGCGGCUCGACCCGGCGGCUCUGGCCUAUGCCAUGACCACUUUGGGCUCUGCCACGAUCAACAACAUUUUCAGCUUCUACUACGUGAAGCUCUUCGUCAACAAGUACCGGAUAUCCGAGGGCGCGUUCCACCAAUCACAAGUGGUCUACAUGCUGUGGAACGCCGUCAACGACCCUCUGUUCGGGUACCUGCAAGACAACUCCAAGGUGGCCUGCUGCUCCCAGCGCCGGCUCUCCAUCCUGUACGGCGCCCCCCUCUACUCGUUGGCCUUCCUCGUCGCCUGGUUCCCGUGGCGACCCUACGCCCCCGGCGACUGGCUGAGCGGCGUCCACCUGACGGUGUCGCUGUGCGCCUUCGACGCCCUCCUCACCUUCGUCCUGCUGGCCCAGUGCGCCCUGUUCGCCGAGAUUUCCGGCGACCAUCGGAACCGACUCAGGCUCGUGAAGUACAGCCAGGUGGCGUCGCUGCUGGGCUCGUCGAGCGUGCUCUUCUGCGGCCUGCUGUCCAAAAACAUGGAGGACUUUGCGGCCUUCCAGACGUUCGCCGUGACCGUGGCCGUCCUGAGCUGCGGCUGCAUGCUCUACACGGGCCUCCGCAGCCGCGGCCGGUUCGACGACAGAGCGCCCGAGGAGCCGGGCGACCCGGGCGAUCCAGGGUGUCCCUCCCCCAGCGUGAAAACGCUGACGUGGCAAAUCCUCCUCAACGGGGAUUUCCGGCAUUUUGUGCUGAUGAACUUUUUCCAGGUCUUCAUGCUGGCUUUCUUUAGCAAUUUCACGCUGAUAUUCGCCGAGCACCUGAUUCCUCCUGAUGUGCUUUCGUCGCUGGCCAGGAGCGUCAUGUACGGCGCUGGAUUCAUUUGCCCGCAGCUGUUGGUGUUGAUCUGCGACAGACUUCUUCACAGCCUGGGCUACUACCGGAUAAUCCUUUAUACCUUCUACCUGGAGGUCUUAAUGGGGGCCGCCAUGCUUGCGCUCGGUCCUCAGAACUAUCGUAUCCUGGCAUUAUACCUCACCGUGAGCAUGGUCUUGGUGCAAGCCUCCUUCAGUCUGUUCGGGUUGCCGUUAGCGGAUAUCAUCGACGCAGACAUGCACAAGUACAAGCGCAGCUCGCCUUUGUCCUCGAUGGUGUUCGGGACCAACGCGCUGUUCACCAAGCCCGCCCAGUCUCUGGCGCCCAUGUUGGUCCUCAACAUUCUCAACCAGUUCGGCUACGAGGAGAUGAAGGACGCCGGACGGGACUCGGACCCGAGAGCUUUGUCGAGCCUCCACAGCGUCAUGUUCUACAUGGUGUGUGCGGUGCCCAUGUGCGUGGCCGGCGUUCAAAUCCUGGCUUGGCGGCUCUUCUCCAUCCGCAGCAGUCACACCGUGGACAGCAAGUACAUCGACGGCUAGCAAGUGCCGCCUUCCUCAAUUCGGGGGAUGUCAUUAUGUUAACAAGUUACUCGUAACGGUGGGGGAUUUGUACAAAAUGUGUCGUUUAUCUUCUUGUGAAGAUGCGUAUGUUCAUUUCAGUUCAGUCAACGGUUUAAGUUGUUUUUUUUUUUUCCCCCCUCAUAAAAGGGGAAUGACCGUGCAUCUUCCGAGUUCCCGAACCACGCAGUUGAAACCCGACUCCAGAUCAUAAAUCAUUCCGUGAA
Molecule: messenger RNA, 1930 nt
Organism: Syngnathoides biaculeatus (alligator pipefish)
Lineage: Eukaryota; Metazoa; Chordata; Actinopteri; Syngnathiformes; Syngnathidae
Gene: mfsd13al
Product: major facilitator superfamily domain containing 13a-like
Exons: 7
Coding region: 231-1685 (484 amino acids)
Source: RefSeq, a predicted model, not a curated record